Molecule: messenger RNA, 1230 nt
Organism: Phaeodactylum tricornutum CCAP 1055/1
Lineage: Eukaryota; Bacillariophyta; Bacillariophyceae; Surirellales; Neidiaceae
Exons: 1
Coding region: 70-1137 (355 amino acids)
Biological process (GO): cytochrome b6f complex assembly
Cellular component (GO): chloroplast thylakoid membrane
Source: RefSeq, a predicted model, not a curated record
GCUCACUCGGAUAGUUACAGCUCUGGUCCAUUGGAGCAGACAGUGCAUACUCCCUCUAGAAUCAACACCAUGACACUCACUGACGGCCGUUUCCAGUUUCGAGCCUGGCGGUUCUUCCAGCCAUCCAACGCUGGGCUUCUACUAACAAUACUUCAUUUUAUCACGCUGAUAUCUCAUUCUACCGAUUCUUUUGCUGCCACUGCUCAUCCUACCGAGUGCCGACGUCUUUCGUGUGCCGCAAUAUUACGGCUCCAGAGUACCAGCGGCAAUCCCAGGCCCACUUCGUCUUCAUCAUCCGCCGACACAGCUCCUGGAGACCAGCAUCAGAGUUCCGUUCAGAACGACGACAGCAACGAAGCCCUUUUUAUAACAAACGGAAGUGUGAAACUGAAUGAUCCGUCAAAGACUCCUCCUUCAUCGCAGUUUGGCGACAGUGUUCAGUUUGGGCAAGUUGUCCGCCCAAAAUACCUCGACAAAGACGCCGAUCCCCCAGUCGGUUUGACAAUGAAUGCUGAUUCAACGAACAGAGAUGAUUCCACGACAGCAUCGAAAGCGACACCUUCCGAUGAGGAUCUGGCGGCAUCGCUGCGACGUCGAAAUCUUAACGUAGCCGUGGGAUCUAUUGCUCUCGCUCUCGCCAAUUUCGCCUGGCAGUUCUUCCACCCGAUUGAACCUGUACAACUGUUAAUGUCCAUGCAAGCCGAAUCUCCACCGCUUUCCGUGAUUGGCAAAAACGGCAAGCCCACAGUGGUGGACUUCUGGGCACCAUGGUGUGAAAAUUGCAAGCUCAUUGCCCCAACUCUGCUGCAAAUUGAACAAGAGUACGGGGACAAGGUAAACUUCGUCAUGGUCAAUGCUGACAAGCGCGAGGCGUGGUCUUUCAUUGAUGCCUUUGGCGUGGACGCCAUCCCACACUUGGCCCUCGUUUCCGCCAACGGCGACGUGGAGACGGCAUUGAUUGGACCGAUUCCAAAACGUGUCCUGCGUGCCGAUUUAGAUGUGUUGCUAGAAAACGCCGCCCGAGCGUCUCCGGCUGAUGGAAACAGUCGUACCAGUGCACCCCCAACGAAAUUGCCGUAUACAAUGCUCGAUGUUUUUGCUGACGCGCCGGAGAAGCGCCGGGUGCAGUUUGAUUGAGUAAGAGGCAACAACGCUAAGAGCUCUGUAUCAUUAUUACUUUAUAGAUUGGAGCAUUGCUCGAGUAAAAUAAAAUCGGCUCUGGACUGCACC